This is a messenger RNA of Branchiostoma floridae (Florida lancelet), 6250 nucleotides long. RefSeq names its product adenylate cyclase type 3-like. Gene Ontology annotation, biological process: adenylate cyclase-activating G protein-coupled receptor signaling pathway; intracellular signal transduction; cAMP biosynthetic process. Lineage: Eukaryota; Metazoa; Chordata; Leptocardii; Amphioxiformes; Branchiostomatidae. Gene Ontology annotation, cellular component: plasma membrane. The record is from RefSeq and is a predicted model, not a curated record. Gene Ontology annotation, molecular function: adenylate cyclase activity.
GAUGGGGCUGGAAUGUAUUACGUAGAAUCAUUGACAACCAGGGCACAUCGCAUUCUACAGCUAGCCCGGCAAGAGGCCCUCUUACAGGUAGCGCCGACAAAAUAACCCUCUCUAAUUAGUCUACAGAGCCUAGCUGCGAGGUUUCUGAAGUAUUUUGCCAACAUGGUUGUAGUUUCAGUGAAGUGUGUAUAUCCCGCGUUCUUUUGUUACCUGAUACGUUGUUGACGGAACAUUGCUGAGAGGGCACUCGAGAACUCGGAGGGGCCACCUUAUGCACCGGUAAGGUGCAAAAUGGCAGGGCAUCUCGUUCUUUCAGUUUGGACACACGGGUGGAACACUUGAGUCGACCGUAUCGUGGUAUUGUCGUGUGAGAAUCGGGGACAUAUCGUGGUAUUGUCGUGUUAGAAUCGGGAAUGUACACAGUUCCACAUUACAUACAUCGUAGUAUUGCCGAGGUAGAUUCGGAGGCCUACUUGUGAAACACCGGACGUGAAAUUAACCAUCGUGUUGUUAUCGUGUUUCGGUAAUAUUGUCGUGUUAAAAUCGUGGGCAUAUCUUGUUAUUGUCCCUUUAGAAUCGGGGACGCACAGGUGGUAUACACCUGCCGUGAAUGACGUACAGCCCGACGCCACAUGUAUCAGAAACACGUGGCGACGACGACAACUUAAUUAGACUCGAUUCGCCGAGCGUUCAUCGGGAAUGUUCCCGCAACACGCUGAGAUUCGCAGCGGUGCAUGGUCACAGUUUGUAUGCAUGCAGAAUUUAUUUCCAAGGGUUGUCAGCACGUGAUUGAUGAAUCAGAUGCAUUAAAGUCUCCCCGUUUUUAUUGGGAAACGUUAACGCCGCAUCCGUGUGAACCCACGCGUUACAACUAGCCCAGGCGAUAAGCCAAGGGAAGGAUAUAUCCUGCCUUCGGGUGAGGGAAAUAGAUUAAAACAGAUACAUCUUGCAUCCUUAGAUGAAGAGGAUGAAGCAAGAGCUGAUGAAAGCGCUCUUCUUCUCCCAUAGCGUCUGGGAAUCCGAGCUUCAAAUUGCCUAAAACCCACAAAGGCGUGGAACUGUCUGGUAACCAGAUUCAAAGGACGGAGCAACAAACGACGACAAGUAAGGAUUCUCUCUUUUCAAAAGAUAGCGGGGGAGAGCGCCGUUUAGAACAAUAUAGUACAGAUUGUUUGCUUCCAUCGGAGAUGUCUGAAACCCGGUUCAUCAACGUGCAGCGCUGAGGGAAUUAGAUUCAGAAGACGGAACAACAAGAGACAACAAAGCUGGGUAUAUCUUAGCAACGACAACAAGGUGGCAACUUUCUUUAUUUUUAAGACAACGACGGGAAGACGGUAUUUUGCCCAAUUUUAUCCGCGAUAAAGACAGAAAAUCCGAUCUUGUAAUUUUCUAAGACUUGCAGCGGAGGACAAGUCUGUGUAAAACGACAACACGCCAACAGCUCCCUCCUCUUAAAGACAGAAGAUCGGUGUUUAGUGCAACACAGAACAGAUCUAUUCCGACAGGAAGACAGAAAAUCCAAUAUUCGAAAUAUCCGAAAAAAUUUCGAAUUUUUAAAGACAGCCAGGAAUACAGUGUUUUGGGCAGCAUAGUGCAAAUCUCCACCGUUCCUCUAUGUGCUUUAUGUCUCGUGUGGCGCGAGAGCAAUCAUCCGGCCAUUCACCAAAUGAGACAAAGGCCUAAAUUUAUCGGGACAAAUCAUCUGCGGACGUCAGCGGCAAUCAGGCAAGGACCACCCGAGGUCGACACCGGUGAAUUCCCGUCGCUGCCUCCUAGCUACCUGUACGUACGUAGCGCUUCCUGAACCUCGAAGCGGAGAACUAACCCUUGUUACCGCCUGUAAGGUUUCGUAGCCAUCGAUCUAAAGGGUUUGCCCUUCGUGACUUUACAGGGGUUUUAAUGACCGGAUGCGUUGAUCACCAUCGCUAUAGCGGAUCCUGUUGUACUUUGAGGUAAGGAUUUUCAGGAUUAGCCCCGAAACUGCUAAUCUCCAUGUAAUCCUGGUCAAUCUUCUUUAGAUGUAUGUUUAUUAGAGCCCAGGUGAGGUAUACUGUGAGACGCACACACACGGGAUACGCUUAUCGACAUUCGAGACAAUUUGUCAACAAGGCUCGGGCAGAGGAUCCUAUGUCUUCGAGUGUGUAUCUGGAUACGAUCACAAUGUAUGGAGACAGACAGUUUUGGAAACAUCCCAUUGAUCGUUAGGCUGGACUCAGAUACAAUCGGAGUCUCAUCUGCGGUAAAACCACGCUCUUAUUAUAAACCCCUGACUAUAUAAUAGAAAACCAACCCACGCGAACGGGUACCGAAUGUGUUGACACCACUCAGGAGCAACUCAUUGUGCAUUCUCUCAACGUUGCAGCUGCGGAUCGCCACAGAGACGGUAUUCAUCAUUGUUAGCUUUGCUCUGUCGCAUGCAGAUAGGGAUAUAAAUGUACGUAUUGAUUUGUCAGGUAUAUAAAUAUAUGCAUUCAAGAAAGGGAGGACAGAAACCAGACUGAUCCGAGAACCUUUACUGUGUCUAAUUCAAGCACACUUGAAAGUGCAACGAGAUUCUGUGUAAAGCUCCUCGAAAAGGCACACUCAAGCAUAAAGGGAUCUCCUGGAAUAACGUUGUCAGACCAACGCAUUGCUUUUGCAGAGAGAGAGACCUGCUUCUGUAUGUAAGACAUAGUCUAGACUUGUUGGAAUCGCGCCAUUCUGACGACACGACAAUAUUUCAACUGCCUCUCAAGUGGUAACGAAUGCUGGCAACCUGUCAAGACAGGGCGGACUAGUUUAACCAACAGAAAAGGUAGUUGGAGGAUAAAAAAGGGUCACAGUUAUAAAUUUAAUCGUGGAUUCUCGACCUGGAAUUGCGAUGACCGAUAUAACUGUUAUAGAAUCUACGGAUGGAGGCUUUGACAAUGUCAACCCGGCCUCCAGUAACAACAUCUCAGAUAGAGCCUCCACCGGGACAUCGGGGAACAAGUCUCGGUCAUGGGCGAGCAUCGUGCGGAGGAAGUUCACUGUAUCCCUCGGCUCCCCUCGACUCGAGACGGUCUACCGUGGCUACUUCCGUAGACAGAAACGCGGAUGUCUCCUCUGCGUGCUCUUGAUCGCCAUCUUGUACGAGUUAAGGAUUCUGGUCAUGGACUGCGUGUCGUUCACCGUGGAUAGAGUGCCGACUAUCGUGCUGUCCGCGGUGCUGCUGUGUGUUCACGCCGUGCUGUUCGCGCUAUGCAAGGCCGGGAAGUGUUCGAAAAAGUUCGAGGAGAGGGUGCUGCCGUACCUGGUGUGGGCGCUGCUUACUGCGCAGGCGCUGACUUACAGUGGGCUCCAGAGGCAGAGACUGACGCCGACACACUCAUUGGAGUGGCAGCUUAUCAGCAACGGCCUUCUCUACGCAUGCGCCGUGACCCUGGGGGUCAUCUUCUACCUGUUGGUGGACCGGAAGUACCGGAAGUCGUUUCUGGACACCAGGUCGUCCCUGGAGGUCAAAGUUCAUCUGCAGGAACAGACUCAACAUCAGGAGCAGCUGCUGAUGUCCAUCCUGCCGCGUCACGUGGCGGAGGACAUGCGGAGGGGCAUGAGCAGGAAGGACACAGAGGACAGGCAGUUCCAACAGAUGUACAUCAAACGGCACGAAAACGUCAGCAUCCUGUUUGCUGACAUCGUGGGCUUCACGGCGAUCUCCACCACCGUGUCUGCUCAAGAACUGGUCAAGAUUCUCAACGAGCUCUUCGCCAGCUUCGACAAACUCGCCGAUAUCAACAACCAGUUGCGUAUUAAGAUCCUGGGCGACUGUUACUACUGCAUCUGUGGUGUACCUGUGCCGAGAAAGGACCACGCUGUUUGCUCCAUCAACAUGGGGCUGGAUAUGGUAGACGCCAUCGCGCAAGUGCGAGAAAAGACGAGAUCUCCGGUGGACAUGCGCGUUGGGAUCCACACGGGCGCGGUUCUGGCGGGGGUGCUGGGCCAGAAGCGGUGGCAGUUCGACGUCUGGUCGACAGAUGUCACUCUUGCAAACCAGAUGGAGUCCGGAGGGAUGCCUGGGAGAGUUCACAUCUCCAAGGCCACGCACGACUGUCUGAAUGGAGAGUUUGAACUGGAGCAGGGGAACGGGGCUUCCCGGAACGACUACCUCAAGUCACGUGGUAUCAAGACAUUCCUCAUCAAACGGAGAACAGAGAAAAGGGAGUUGGCGGCUUCUUUCCCGAAGAAGUCCGCCUGGAGUAGCAUAAUGAUAAAAAAUGGCGGCGUCAAGAAAGUGGACGAUGGAAAGAAGCCAACAGCGAGGCUGUGCUUCCAACGUCUGGCCAUUCGGGCACUCCGAAACGAGCAAGAGAUCAACAACCUGGUCAGAAAAACACUGGAGGAGCAGGAUUAUAAAGCGAUUGACGGCAAGGUCAACCCCGUGACCUUGAGAUUCAAGGACGCUGACCUUGAGAUGAAGUUCGGGAAGGAACGAGAGAAGCAGUGCGCGGUCUGCCUGGUCGCCUUCGCUGUGAUCCUGGUGUUCUGCUUCCUGGUCCAGAUCACAGUUAUUGCGCGGACCAUUAUGGCGGUUAUCGCCUUCGUCAUCUGUCUGGUGGGUAUCGUUUCCAUGGUGAUCGUGACGUCAGCCACUAUUUUCCACACGAACUUUCCUGCGAUGUUGGUGAGGGUGUCCAACUGGCUAGACGGAAACAGGUACAUCCGGAACACCUGGACACUGGUAGCUGUUACCAUGGUGAUCGCCGGGAUACUCAUCAACACGCUAUCCUGUGAUGUGACAGGACCUGUGCUGUUCUCCCCGCCCCUGGACAGACUGGACCUCAGCUGUCCCUACACACAGUACUUUGUCUUCGCAAUAGUCCUCAUGCUGUCUGGACUCACUAUGCAGAUGCACAUCAGUCACGUGACCAAGUUUCUGACGAUGUGCGUCAUCACCACUGUCACGUGCCUUGUCAGUUUCGUUCUGGAAAAUGGCGGACUCGGAAUAUCAAGAAGUGUCAAUCAGAACUUCACGGGAAACUCAACGGACAGCCCGGAUCCUGUUCCGCCUGCAGCGCAGCUCUGCGUCAGUCUGUCCGUCAUCACCAUCUGUCUCCUACUCAUCUGCAGACAGAUGGAAAGUGCGACACGGCUUCUCUUCCUGUGGAAGAUGGAGACCACUAAGCAGCGUGAAGAGGUCGGGCAGAUCAGGAAACAAAACGAGGAUCUUGUGAACAACAUCCUCCCUCCCCACGUGUCAACGCACUUCAUCGGGGUCAAGCGGAAGGACGAGGAGUUAUAUAGCCAGUCCUAUGAGGAAGUUGGCGUCCUGUUCGCGUCCAUCCCGAACUUCUCCGACUUCUACACGGAGGAGAGCGUGAACAACUCCGGCAUUGAGUGUCUCAGAUUCCUCAACGAGAUCAUCUACGACUUUGAUGCGCUCCUGAGUAAACCGAAGUUCCGCAGCAUCACUAAGAUCAAAACCAUCGGCAGCUGCUACAUGGCCGCCUCGGGACUCAACCCUGACGACAACAUGGCGCAUAGCCCUGACCGACUGGUGAGACUGAAACACCUAGCGGAUCUGGCCGACUUUGCACUCGCUCUAAAGGAGGCCCUGAUGAACAUCAACUACCAGUCCUUCAACAACUUCCUCUUGAGAAUAGGUAUCCACCAAGGCUCUGUUGUGGCGGGGGUCAUCGGCGCCAGGAAGCCUCACUAUGACAUCUGGGGGAACACCGUUAACGUGGCGAGUCGGAUGGAGAGUACGGGGCAACCUGGGCAGAUACAGGUUGUUGAAGAAACGAGCCACCUACUCAAGGAGUUCGGUUUCAAAUUAGAACAGCGAGGAGUAGUCAAGGUCAAGGGGAAAGGUGAACUGAUGACGUACUUCCUGAAGGGGCGGGAGAAACCGGAAGUCAGCAACAUCAGCCUUCCCAACGUCGUUGGCUGAAAACGUCAUCGCAGGUCGAUAGUACAUGAGUGCCAUGCACUGCGCUGUGAUUGGUCGACGACCAUUUAAACUGACCAAUAGCCAAGCUCUGACUGAUAGAAAAGGUGCAGAUAUAUUUAUUUACAUGUAUGACGUUGCUAUUGUUGUAGACACGUGACCUGCGCGUUGAGUGUCGCCAUGACAACAUACUCCAGACUUAUGAAGAAUAAAUCUGAUGUAUUCCAAGACAUUACAACACAGUAUUAGCCAGAAUAAAGUACAAUACUUAAGUUGGUUGUCACUUGAGUUGGUGUCGCAAUAAACAAGGACCAAUGUGAUAUUAUCACAAUGUCGUAGACUCUUUAA